ACGUUUUUGCAACAACAGGCUCUGACACCCUGGGGCGCUUGCGGCGCACCACAGAUCAGAAACGAAUUGAUUCUAGCAAGUUCUUGGCUGUAUCUCGCUCGGCCGCUUGUCAUCUCGCGCUGCCGACGUGUUUGGAGGCUGCCCUUCAGCAAUGCGGCCACCCGCCCUGUUACUCAUCGCAUGCGCCAACAGCCUCAAUUUCAGCCCUCGUCGGGUCCACUUGCGGAAACUCUUACGGAGGAAGAAUCGCCAACCAAAGAGGCCAACGAUGCUGCGCAACCAGGACCGCCCCGAGCUGCUCCUCUUCGUGACUGCCAACGCCGCGCGCUGGACCGACGGCAGCGCGCGGCCGGGCGUCGAGCGCCUGGUUGCUGAAGCCGCGGACGCGGGGACGCCGUCGCUGUGGAUCUGCGAGGAUGACCCGAAGCCGGUCGGUGACCUAAAACCGACGCCCUGGCCAAACGCGCCUUCCUUACCCUGCCCCCAAGCACUGCAAGACGCGCGCGCGUCGAUAGAAAUCGAGCCAGAUGGCUUCGGCGGCGGCAUGGGUGGCGCCGGCGGCACGCGUGCGGUGUCCUCAGAGGAGGCGUCGCGUCGAUGGCGUCUGUGGCGAUUCUGGACGUCACUCACCACCCGAUAAUCCCCACAGGCACGCGGGGCCGGAAGAUGCCGGAGCGCGAGCCGCUCCCGGCGCGGUGCGUCGUCAUCGCGCCGAGCCGCGCGGCGGCGAUCGCGGGGCGGAGCGCCGGGAUGAGGGUAGUAGGCUUGUGCUCCGAGGCCGAGGUGACACUCGACGGCGCGGCGCGGCGCACGAAUCAAACUUCAAAAUGCAUCCGCUCGAUGGCAUAGAGAGUAUUACGACUCACUGAUUGAUCUCAGGCGCCGCGGACGUAUUAUUCGACGAGCUCGACGAUGACUGGGACGCCGUCACGUUCGAUGAUUUGUACACGCCGGGGAGCUACUGGGUGAAUCCGCCGUCGCCGCGCACCGUCGACGGGCGCCACGCGGACCCCUGGACGGGCGAGGUCGUCGAAUACGACAUGAGCGGCGCCGUCGUGAGCAGCGCCGAGGCCGAGGACGAGUCCGUCGACGACGGAGAGCUCUCGGCGGCGGAGCGAGCGAUCCUCGCGGACAUCGAGGGGCUCUAAGAUUUUGUCAGUAUACUUAGGGCACAAGGGGAGACCACGCCUUCUCAAAGGAGGAACGGCGGCGCAGAA
Molecule: messenger RNA, 1217 nt
Organism: Pelagomonas calceolata
Lineage: Eukaryota; Pelagophyceae; Pelagomonadales; Pelagomonadaceae
Source: the annotation of a GenBank genome assembly